AUGACAAAUGUGACCACAAUGGGCGGAUUCCUCCUCAUGGGGUUUUCUGAUGAUCAUGAGCUGCAGAUCUUCUAUGCUCUGCUUUUCUUGGGGAUCUAUCUAUUGGCCCUGAUGGGUAACUUCACUAUUAUCAUCAUCACGAUCCUGGACCAGAGUCUCCAAUCCCCAAUGUAUUACUUCUUGAGGCAACUGUCCCUUCUAGACCUUUCCUUGAUUUCUGUCACAGUUCCCCAGUCCAUUGACAACUCACUGACACACAAUGGCUACAUUUCGUAUGGUCAGUGUAUGUUUCAGAUUUUCUUCUUCACAUCUUUUGCCUGGAUUGAAAUGGCCAUUCUCACGCUGAUGUCGUAUGACCGUUACGCAGCAAUUUGCCUGCCGCUGCGUUAUGAGCUCAUCAUGUGUCCUGCAAACUGUAAGUGGAUUGUGAUAGCUGCAUGGCUAAGUGGAGGAAUCUCUGGAAUUUUGUACACAGCAGCUACAUUUUCCAUUAAAUUCUGUCGAGCCAAAAUAAUUCACCAGUUCUUCUGUGAUGUCCCUCAGUUGGCAAAGCUCUCCUGCUCCCAUGAUUACUUUGGGGUGAUUGGAGUAUCUGCUUUCAUGGCUGUGAUGGCAUUCGUCUGCUUCAUCUUUAUCAUAUUCUCCUAUAUCCACAUCUUCUCCACUGUUUUAAGAAUACGCUCUGCUGAGGGCCAGUCAAAGGUCUUCUCUACCUGCCUGCCCCACCUCUUUGUAGUCUGUUUUUAUAUUUCCACAGGAACCUUUGCAUAUCUAAAACCAACUUCAGAUUCUCCAACUGCUUCUGACCUUGUGACAUCUGUCUUUUACACAGCAAUACCCCCAGUGCUCAAUCCUAUUAUCUACAGUUUGAGGAAUGAGGCCCUAAAGGGAGCUUUACGAAAGUCACUAUUGCAAGGAGUCUUUACAAGGAGAAAGGUAUUUUUCUCCUGUUGUUGA
Messenger RNA from Ochotona princeps (American pika), 957 nucleotides. RefSeq names its product olfactory receptor 14J1-like. Gene Ontology annotation, biological process: G protein-coupled receptor signaling pathway. Gene Ontology annotation, molecular function: G protein-coupled receptor activity; odorant binding; olfactory receptor activity. The transcript has a single exon. Gene Ontology annotation, cellular component: membrane. Lineage: Eukaryota; Metazoa; Chordata; Mammalia; Lagomorpha; Ochotonidae. The record is from RefSeq and is a predicted model, not a curated record. The coding region runs from base 1 to 957 and encodes 318 amino acids.